AUGGAUCUCCUACCACCCAACGAGCUUCGUAUAGCAGACGAGGCCGAACAAAUCAAGACUUUAGACCUCCUGUUCGAACCGAGUCCGGCAAUUCACUCAACUCUCAUUCCAGUCCUGAGAGAUUCAGAGUACACAUCUUACCCCGAACUCAUUGACGCCUGCAGAUCCCGUCUUGUCUCGCUCGCAGCCUCCAGCUCUCCAACCAACCCAGAUAAGACUCUUCUCUCCAUCCUCGGAUCUCACCCUCGCUUAGGAGCCAAAAAGGUCGAAUCUGCACAGUCAGCAGCAGAGCAGACCAACUUGCAAGGUCAGGGCGAGGAGUUGAAUAGACUGAAUCAAGAAUAUGAGAAAAAGUUCCCAGGACUGCGUUACGUCGUCUUUGUGAAUGGGCGAGGAAGACCGGAGAUCAUGGAGAACAUGAAGUUCAGAAUCUCAAGAGGUGACUUUUCCAAGGAGACUGAUGAGGCGUUGCAGGCAAUGUGCGAUAUUGCAAAAGAUAGAGCCUCGAAGCUGGAUGCAAAGCUGUAA
Fusarium venenatum is the source of this 528-nucleotide messenger RNA. Its product is annotated as Oxo-4-hydroxy-4-carboxy-5-ureidoimidazoline decarboxylase. The record is from RefSeq and is a predicted model, not a curated record. Lineage: Eukaryota; Fungi; Ascomycota; Sordariomycetes; Hypocreales; Nectriaceae.